GCCACAUCCCACUGCCUGCCCAGCGUCCAUCCAUGGAGGUGAGCACCGUGUCCCCAUCUUCCAUGUCACCCACUGAAGGAGACAAUCUGUGUGAGACAGAUGUCACCAGUGUGGCCAUACACUGUGCGGCACUGCUCAUCUGCCUCUGUGGGCUGGCUGGGAACGGGGCUGUCAUCGGCCUCCUCAGCCUGAAAAUCCAUAACGCUGGCAUCUUUGACCUGGCUGUCAUGGACUUGCUCUUCCUCCUCUUUGCAGUCCCCUCUGCCCUACUCAUCCUUGUGGAGGAAGUGUCCUGCGCUCCCAUCAUGCCCUUGAUGUUCAUGAACUUCCUUUUCCAGCUAUCAGUGGGCUCCUACUACUGGGGGCUGUUCUGGCUGAUGCGCAGCAGGAAUGUGCGGUAUAUGGACAAGCUCUGCAAACUCUGCUGCCACUGGGACCUUCCUGUGCGCCUGUUGUGGGUGGUGGACAGUGUCCAGUACUGGGCCUUCUUUACUCUCUUCACUGUCACUCCUGCAGUGACAUUCCUGUGCCCUUCUCAUGAGCAGGAGCACUGCCGGGCAGCUUUCAUCUCCAUGAACACCAUCAUCCUGCUCUUCUUUGCUGCUCCCGUGGUAAUUUCCAGCACAAUCGAUUUCAUUAAGGCCAAGUGGGGCUCCCAGCAGCAGCAACCCAAGAGGCUCGACAUCGUUCUCAUCCUCACUGUGCUCCUCACUCUCCUCCUCGGCAUCUUCAAUUUCCUGCAGCACCUUGGUUACAUUGCUGCGUCCUCAGAGGUGGUUUUCCUGCUCGCCUGUAUCUACAGCAGCAUCAAACCCUUCAUCUACUUCUCGGCAGGGAGCUCCUGGAGGGCCUGCUCCGUGCAGUCCCUCUGGCUCGCCCUCCAAAGAGUCUUUGAGGAGCCAAAAGAAAAAAUGGCCCACAGCAAUGAUCCUGCCAUGGACACAGAGGUCUCAGUCUGUUGAUCCCUUCCACAACUCUACUGGCGGACCCCAGGAGAGUGACUGAAGUUUUCCUUGAGUCUCCAGAUUAAUCAAUAUCCACAGGAUCACCCUCUCCGUGGUGGUGUAUUCCUGCAGGAGAAGGGAGCACGGGCAUUGCCUUGGGUAAUUGUUGUGGGCUGCUCUGCAGGGAGCACAUUGGAGCAUGGCUUUCCUCCUCCCAUCAGGAUCCACAAGGCUCCAAGCAGUGCAGCUGGGCUCAGUGCUGUUCCCCAGCUCUAUUCCCCAUGGAAUGACCCUCAUGGCCUCAGCCCCAGGGAAUGAACUCCAUCUCCUUUGGCUCAGCAGAUGAGUUUCAUGGUGCUUUCAGGGAGCUCUUGCCUGCAAAGCAUGGGACACCUUAAUCCCUGGGGACACACCCAGCAUGGGGUGGCAGUGAUUUCCCAAAUCCCUGCAGGUCUGGUGCCUCUGGAUGGCAGGUGAGGGGUUGGGAUCACAGGGAGCAUCUUUCAUUUUUUGGAAGUUUUUUUAAGCUUUGGAGUUUUUCUAGAACGAGUACUGUGUUCAUGUUGAAAGCUGUAAUGGUGAUCUCUGACCACUGCGGGGAGUCCAAGCCCGAAGCGCUGCACAAGCUCCGGGAGGGCGGGACGGAGGAGGAGCUGUGUUGGAAAAGCGGAACAUGUGGGGGAUGGAUUACCAGGGGAGUGGCUUAGCAAGCGGGUAGAAAGCCUUCUACGAUUUUGGGCAGUGUGCCUCUGGCCGUGCCUCUGGCUGCGAGUGGGCACCGAGCACUGUUCCUUUUACCUUGUCCCUUGUUAUAGUUUAAUAAACUUCUAAAAAUUUUCAGAAGCGAGGCGUCGUCUGUCACAAGAAAGAAAAAGACCACUUGAUUCAUAGGAAAAAAAAAACAAA
Molecule: messenger RNA, 1850 nt
Organism: Passer domesticus (house sparrow)
Lineage: Eukaryota; Metazoa; Chordata; Aves; Passeriformes; Passeridae
Product: mas-related G-protein coupled receptor member H-like
Exons: 1
Coding region: 33-962 (309 amino acids)
Biological process (GO): G protein-coupled receptor signaling pathway
Cellular component (GO): membrane
Molecular function (GO): G protein-coupled receptor activity
Source: RefSeq, a predicted model, not a curated record